This is a messenger RNA of Drosophila takahashii, 1942 nucleotides long. RefSeq names its product zinc finger protein 117. Gene Ontology annotation, cellular component: chromosome. Gene Ontology annotation, biological process: regulation of transcription by RNA polymerase II. The record is from RefSeq and is a predicted model, not a curated record. Gene Ontology annotation, molecular function: zinc ion binding; chromatin insulator sequence binding. Lineage: Eukaryota; Metazoa; Arthropoda; Insecta; Diptera; Drosophilidae.
UACAACCACUUGUCGAUUUUUUUAUUUUGUAAACAAAACAAUAAAUUCAUGUCUUGGCCGGGAAAACUCUUAACUACCUACAAGGACUUUACCGCCGACUUGCCAGCUCUACAAAUUGACAAGAAAACCGAAGGAUGCGCCGGUUUCUGCAACUGCAAGUGCAAAUGCUGUCGAGGAUUCGCGGAGAAAUACGUGGCAUUCAAUGGGGAAAACGUAUUGGGCUCGGAAUUUCCCAAUCAGUUUUCCGAAGGAGACGAUAUCCAGAAAAUUAUGCGCUUUCGUAGCUCAGAUAUGUUGCUUUUACUGCAGGCAGCGCAGUUACGGGAUAAUUUCUGGAGCAAUCAAUAUUUUAAAGCCGAUUUACAGGAGGAUUAUCAAGCUAUUUUGGAUGCUUUUAAAGACAGAAACCGAAAAGUUCAGUUGGAAACUCUUGGGGAUAUUCUGGAUACAGUGACCACUGGCUAUAGACGAGCAGUUAGCCAAUUGACAGGUCAAGAAGCCCAGGGAGCGCUACGCCCAAAAUUUGCAGCUAUAAUCUUACCAGGAUUUCGUUGCGUUUGCCAUAAAUGUGAGCAUCUUCCGUGGAAAAAGCUGCAGGAUGUGGAGGAUCACCAAAGGAUUCAUCGCUAUUCGGACAACUUUCACUGUCAGAUUUGCUAUAGACGCUUUUACUUGCAGCACUCACUAACCUCUCAUUUAAGCAGGAAAACAGGAAUAACUUCCAAUCCUGAAGAUCUUUAUGAAAACGAGAGAUACAAAAGGUUACUGGAGAAACAGAAGUCAAGGGAACGAGAAGAAUUGCAAAUAUCAGCUGACACAGUUGAGGAUAUAGUGGUGCAGGUACCAAAAAACAUAGAAUGCUACUUUAGGAAGGAAAGAACACUUCCUGUUCAGAAACGAAAGACUUCUGUGCACACCAAGUGUCCGCUUUGCGAUCAGAAAUAUAGCUUCUCCUUUAGCCAUCAGCUGCAUAUGGUUAAGCAUAGAAGGCAUCGGUUAAAACCUAAGCUUUUUCCCUGCUCCUACUGUUUCAGGACCUUUCUCACCCGUAAAUUCUUGCGUAAGCAUCAGAGCAGAGUUAGAACUUCCAGUAAUCUACUUUAUCGUCCUUUCAAGUGUCGAAAUUGUCCGCGGAGAUUCCAAUUGUGGUCUACCCUUAAAACGCAUAUAAUUCAAAUACAUACACGAAAAAAUCUGUGUCUGAUUUGCCAACUUCCCACCUUGAGUCGAUGUUGCCCAGCUCACACCGCCAAGGAAUGCAGAGAAGCCGUCAAAAAACACCGGGAAAAACAAAGACUUUUGAGGGGACCACCGAGAGGUGGCUGCAAGAAAAAGCCCAAACCAAAAUGCGAAAUCUGUGAAAAAGACUUUGCAAAUAAAUUUUUCCUCACGGAGCACUUGAACAAGAAGCAUUUAAACAGGAGAAAUUUCACCUGUGAAAUCUGCGGAGCGAAUUUCUACAGUCAAGGCACCAUGCAAACCCAUCGAAAAUCAGUGCAUCUUUUGAAGCAGACAAUUAAAUGCGAAGUUUGUGAUCUUACCAUUAAAUCCAAGGGCAAUUACCUGAGACACUUGAAAUCUCAAAGCCAUAAGGAUAAUUCGUUAAAAUUAGGAAAAGAUCACGAAAAAUGUGAGGAAAGCACUCAAAGCGAUAAUCAUAUAAAUAUAACAAUGCAAUCUACAACAGAUAUGCAAGAUAUGGAAACAAAUUCAGAAUGUACUGCAAUAUACAAAGAUGGGGCAUCUAGAAACGAGAAUUCCGAAGAUAGACAGCUCAGAUCGAAAACCGCUUGCAGAUUUCAGAAACCAGAAAAAUUUACUUUUUGCGAACCCUGUGGAAAUUCAAUUGUGGGAAAUAUGCAACGGCAUUAUAAGUCUACUAAACAUAAGCGUAACUUGAUUUUGUACAAAAAAAAGGAUCGGAGAAAGUGCUAAUAUUAUA